UACUGUUGCCAUUCCGACGCACAUCCCUCACAGACGAGCAACAGCUCCGUGGAGUUAACCGGAGUGGACUACACGGAGCCUCCGCGGGCAGAGAGAACACUUCACGGCCGGGUUUCCCUCCUUCUGCUCGGGGCGGACAGCAGCACGGAGAUGCGCUCCUGGACAGAGGUUCUGUGUGGGUAAAGUGAGAUACAGAGAAUGAGACUGAGCAGCACCGCAUUCAGCCCGAGUCUGGAGGAAUAACUGGACCCGGGAAACGCUCGGUUCUGGUGAAGGAGGAUUGUGGAGGAAUGGGGCGGUGAGGGUGUUUUGUCUCUGCCGAAGACAUGAGCAUCGGAGGGGGAACAAAAAGCUCGGCUGCGGCGCUCCGUGUUUGAGUGUCCAUCCAUCCAUCCGGAGGGUCCAGUCUGCACACCUUUCUUCAUGUUGCAAACGCCUGUUUUAUGACAAUGGAUUACUUGCUGUGGGUGUGCAGCCUCAUUGUGCCCGUGGUGCUGGCUGUAGAAGAAACCCUUAUGGACAGUCGGUGGGCAACCACAGAGCUGGCAUGGACCACGUUCCCAGAGAGUGGGUGGGAAGAAGUGAGCGGCUAUGACGACUCCAUGAGCCCGAUAAGGACCUACCAGGUGUGCAACGUCCGACAGCCCAACCAGAACAACUGGCUCAGGACGGACUUUAUCCCCCGCAAGGGCGUUCUGCGAGUUUACGUGGAGCUUAAGUUCUCAGUGCGUGACUGUGCCAGCAUCCCCAACAUCCCCGGCUCCUGCAAAGAGACCUUUAAUCUGUUUUACUAUGAGUCUGAAGGGGACGUAGCGACAGACACCAGCCCUCUGUGGAGGGAGAACCCCUAUGUAAAGGUGGACACCAUCGCCCCAGAUGAGAGUUUCUCUCUGUUGGAGGCGGGAAGAAUCAACACCAAAGUACGCAGCUUUGGCCCGCUCUCUAAGGCGGGAUUCUACCUGGCGUUCCAGGACCUGGGUGCAUGCAUGUCUCUCAUCUCUGUCAGGGUUUUCUUCAAAAAGUGCUCCACUACUAUCGCCAACUUUGCCGUGUUCCCUGAGACCGCUACGGGGGCAGAAGCCACCUCCCUAGUUAUUGCCCCUGGCGCCUGUGUGACUAACGCCAUGGAAGUUUCUGUUCCUCUGAAGCUCUACUGCAACGGGGACGGGGAAUGGAUGGUUCCUGUGGGCUCGUGCACCUGUGUCGCCGGCUUUGAACCCUCUGCAGACGACACGCAGUGCCAGGCCUGCAUUCCUGGGACCUUCAAAUCCAAAUUCGGGGAGGGAUCCUGUUCGCCCUGUCCGACCAACAGCCGCACCAGUGCACGAGGAGCCAGUAUUUGUCCUUGCCAGAGUGGAUUUUACCGAGCUGACAGCGACCCUCCUGACUCAGACUGCACCACGAUCCCCUCAAGGCCUCGCAACGUCAUCUCCAGCGUGAACGAGACCUCGCUGUCCUUAGAGUGGGACGAGCCUGAAGACACGGGCGGAAGGAGCGACCUCGUCUACAACGUGGUGUGCAAGAAAUGCCUGCGAGACCGGAGCCCCUGCACGCGCUGCGACGACAAUGUGGACAUCGCGCCUCGCCGCCUGGGGCUGAGGCAGAGGAAGGUGGUGGUGAGGAACCUGCAGGCUCACACCCGCUACAGCUUCGAGGUGCAGGCGGUCAACGGGGUCUCCGGGAAAAACCCCAUCUCGCCCAGCUACUCAACGGUCAACAUCACCACCAACCAAGCUGCACCUUCAGCCGUGCCCACCGUCCAUCUGAUGCGCUCCACCUCAGACACUCUCAGCCUGUCAUGGCUGCCGCCUGAGAAACCAAAUGGGGUCAUCCUCGAUUAUGAAAUUAAAUACCAUGAGAGGGGCCAGGUGAUGUCCCACACAGUUACAUCCCAGCACAGCUCUGCUAAAGUGGAGGGUCUGAAGGCUGCUACACCCUACGUGGUACAGGUCAGAGCUCGCACUGUGGCUGGGUACGGACGCUACAGCAACCCAAUGGACUUCAGCACCAGCCUCCACAGUGACCCUCAGAAGUCGGUGCAGGACCAGCUGCCCCUCAUUGUCGGCUCUGCCUCCGCGGGUCUGGUGGUUAUUGUAGCCAUGGUGGUUAUCGCUGUGGUCUGCCUUAAGAAGCAGCGCAGCGGCUCAGAGCUGGAGUACACAGAGAAACUGCAGCAAUACAUUUCUCCAGGGGUCAAAGUCUACAUUGACCCCUUCACCUAUGAGGACCCCAAUGACGCCGUUCACGAGUUUGCCAAAGAGAUCGACAUCUCCUGUGUGAAAAUAGAAGAAGUCAUCGGUGCAGGUGAGUUUGGCGAGGUGUGUCGCGGACGUCUCAAACAGGCCAGCCGCAGAGAGAUAGUCGUGGCGAUCAAGACACUGAAGGCUGGCUACACCGAGCGUCAGAGGCGGGACUUCCUUGCAGAGGCUUCCAUUAUGGGCCAGUUUGACCACCCAAAUGUGAUCCGGCUGGAGGGCGUCCUGACUAGGAGCUGCCCCGUCCUCAUCAUCACAGAGUUCAUGGAGAACGGAGCGCUGGAUUCUUUCCUCAGGCUGAACGACGGGCGCUUCACGAUGACACAGCUGGUCGGGAUGCUGCGUGGCAUCGCCGCUGGGAUGAAGUACCUGUCAGAUAUGAACUACGUCCACCGAGACCUUGCUGCCCGGAACAUUCUGGUCAACAGCAACUUGGUGUGCAAGGUCUCAGACUUCGGCCUGUCACGCUUUCUGGACGACACAUCUGCUGACCCCACUUACACCAGCUCCCUGGGAGGAAAGAUUCCCAUCCGGUGGACGGCGCCGGAGGCCAUCGCCUUUAGGAAGUUCACGUCUGCCAGCGAUGUGUGGAGCUACGGCAUCGUCAUGUGGGAGGUGGUGUCCUAUGGAGAGCGGCCAUACUGGGACAUGAGCAACCAGGAUGUGAUGACAGCAGUUGAGCAAGACUAUCGGCUGCCCCCGCCCAUGGACUGUCCCAUGGUGCUGCAUCAGCUGAUGCUCGAGUGCUGGAUGAAGGAGAGGAACCUGAGGCCAAAGUUCUCCCGCAUCGUCAGCACCCUGGACAAGCUGCUCCGCAACGCUGCCAGCCUAAAAGUGGUGACCAGUUCCUACUCAGGGGACCUGCUGCGGCUCGGGGGGACGCUGCCAGGACACAACAGGAAGAGUCCAGACAGCAGUCAGGAAAUCGUUCGGCAACAGAUGAGUCAAACUCUCCCCAUCCGAGUGUGAGCCGAGGAUACGGAGCGGAUAAAAACUACCUGAAAAACUCUGAUGCCAAGAGCCCGAUGUAACAUAGAAAGAAGAUUAAAGAAGGAAGACGGAGAACGAGGACGACUUUGGAGAUUUCUCUUCCAACUGGGGGUUUCAUGUGCAUUUAAAGAGACUUUCUAUCGAAGUGUGUGUGUUCAUUACUUGACACUUGUGGAUUUGUGACUAUUGACAUAAACCAAACUUCCUAUUGCCCCUUCUCAGGUUGUGUUUGCAUGUCUGCAUGUGUUUUCUGCUGGUUGGGAGUAAGUCUUUCCUUUUCUCUGCCCUCAGAUUGAGGACUCAGUGCCAAGAUGAAGCAAGCAUUUGCUUGAAAUGAACUUUAAAGACAACCUUCCUGUACACCUUGGAUCUUUUUCUUUUCUUUAAACCCAACCAACUCUGUUCUUUUAUUUUGUUGAUUUUAAGGAACAAGGAAAACACACCUUUCAUCUGCUUCCUCUUCAACUCUGUCUUCCACACAUACUGGGAGACAAACUUGUUACAAAUGUGUACAAAGCAUCCGAGUCUUCACACCGUCUCUGGGUCGGAGCAGAGAUGGAACUGACACUGUGCGGGACACGUCAUGUGCAUGCCAAAGUGGAAACUUCUUCAUGAGAAAAGUACAAAUAAGUUCCACAUUCGCUGUUUGCUUUGGUGGCAUUUUGCUGAACGGACUUGAACGUCCAGGUUUUUCUUAACCUUGUUUGAUUCAUAUACGCAUUGUUUUUGAAUGCUAAGUUAUUAUCUUAUUAUUGCAAAGAGGUGGUUUUUUGUGCGUUUUUUUUACAAGCACUGGGGCUUAACUUUUUUAUUACACUGCUUGUUUUUUCACACAUUAAAAACAGACAGACAUGAAUGAGCAAAUUAAUGGGAAAAUGUUCUGCAAGACGGUAAUUACCUAUGGAGACUUUGUGGAGAUUGCUGUUUUUAAAAAGAAAAGGCGCUGUGGUAGUGCUGUGGUGUAAAUGUGUCGCAGAUCAGUGGGAUUAAAAAGGUCACUAUCCACAUAACAAGUCUGAAUCCUUAAUAUUGACCUGACCUACAAACAUUUAUGUAAAGCAAAUUCACCCAUUGGUUCAUUUCUCCUGACGUGUUUUCUUCAGCUGUCAGAGCAGUUCCUAUCUAUAACAACUGCCUGUAAAUAAUAUUUCUAUUAGAGCAGUCGGCUCAGCAUUCACAGCAAUCGGACCUGACUGUGGCCUCUCUAUGACCCUCAUUUAUAUGCUUGUUUGUUUAAUGUGGAGGAGCAAACAAAUGGAGAAAUUCCAGUUUAAUGAUCAUCACAUAUCUGAAACUAUAUGUCACAAUGAAAGAAGAAAAUGUGUGUCUGUUAGGGCAGACUUUUCCUGUGCAAUUAAAGGUGUAUUAGGUUGUAAAAAGAAAAAAUAAUGCUGGAAAACUAGAACAAAAAUAAGCAUUUCUCUUUCAGUAUUUUUACGAUAAUCAUAUGCAAAUAAAUUAUUA
Messenger RNA from Cheilinus undulatus (humphead wrasse), 4709 nucleotides. RefSeq names its product eph receptor B3a (gene ephb3a). Gene Ontology annotation, biological process: axon guidance; protein phosphorylation; cell surface receptor protein tyrosine kinase signaling pathway. Gene Ontology annotation, molecular function: transmembrane-ephrin receptor activity; ATP binding; protein binding. The transcript is spliced from 15 exons. The record is from RefSeq and is a predicted model, not a curated record. The coding region runs from base 444 to 3224 and encodes 926 amino acids. Lineage: Eukaryota; Metazoa; Chordata; Actinopteri; Labriformes; Labridae. Gene Ontology annotation, cellular component: neuron projection; plasma membrane.